ACGAAAUGUAUCCAUCUAUUGACGACACAAUAAAUUCAAUAGGUACCCAAAUUUAACCCUCUAAAUCACCUAUGUUAGGCAGUUUGGACAGAAUUGCUUUAGUUCAAUAGGGACUACAGGCAUCGUCAUGAAGCAGAGGCUGUUGCAAGUUGUGCUGUUGGCUGUGUUGUUUUCACUCGUGCUUGGAAAGGAAGCGUCUCUUCAUGUACCUCCAGAGAUCAUGAUGUCUGAACCAACCCAUCUCUAUAAGAUGGAAGGAGAUACAUUUUCUCUCUCAUGUUCUGCCACCGGCAUACCUACACCUUCAGUCAAAUGGGAGAAAAUCAACAGCCAAAUAUAUCCGGAGGCGAAUGUCACGAACGAUCUCACCUUUGUGAACUUCACCAAGGAAGAUGGCGGCGUGUACCAGUGUAUCGCCACCAAUGAGUAUGGGACAGCGGUGUCAGGAUACAUCAACAUUGAGAUGAUAUUUCUCGAUGAACUCAAGCAAGACAACGCAACGUUGACAGUGACAGAGGGUGAUCCGAUGACCAUAGAUUGUAACACAGAGUCAGGUGGUGUUAUCAGCAACCCUGGCCCGAUAUGGUCGUGGAAGAUUGUGAGGAACGGCUCAGUUCUACCGCUGGAGUAUCCGAGGAUGGCUGUGGACAAAGAAGGAAAGCUUCACUUGGCGUAUGUGAAGUUGUCCGAUGGUGAUGAUGAUGUGUCAUUUGUGUGUUGGGCCGAGAAUGUCCGCCUUGGGAGGACGGUAUCGGGAAGUGAGACGAGUUUGAUCAUCACAAAGUUGCCUGGAGAUAUUCCAUCAAAGAAGCCAGAGUUGACUUAUUCAAACACAAACAGAGCUGCGUUCUAUCGAGUUGAGGUCAUCAAAGGUCAAAAGGUCGACCUCUACUGUAUCUUCAAGGGAUAUCCUGACGUCAACAUCACGUGGACCAAGAACCGUAAAGGUGACCCCCUUCCUGCUGAAGGCAUCACCCUGUCUGACGGAGACACCAAGCUGACAGUGGAUUCGUCCAAACUUCCUGACGGCAUCGUCCUGACAUGUACUGGGGAGAAUACUGAAGGGGCAGCGGAGUCCCUGUAUGACAUCAUUGUCCAAGAGCCCCCAGUCUUCAUCCCCGGACCCCUGCAGUUGAAGAGUGUCAACAAAACUGUCGGAGAAGAGGUGCACUUUCAGUGUGAGGUCAAGGCCAAACCGAGUGCCAAGCUGGAAUGGCUUGUGGACAAUGUGGUGAUUUCUGGAAGUCCAUCAGAUCCUCGCAUGAUCAUCGACUCGAAAGGAAACUUCCGCCUGAAAGAUCUCAAGAAGACUGACAACCAGGUGGUGACUUGCCGGGCUACUCAGACUUUUGGAAAGAAACAGCCUUUUACUUUUACUAUCUUCAAGUCUGGAUAUAUCAAUGUCUUAACACCUCUAAGCAUCGCCAAGCAGCCAAAGGACACUGCCAUGGUCUCCUCCUUCUGUGAUGUCAUACGCCUCGAAUGUCACGUCCAGUACGACCCGCUCGAAAAACCCGUCGUCACCUGGUACAGGAAUGGUGACAUCAUCGAGGAAUAUCCACAACAGAUCUACAAGGCGUCAAACGAAUCGCUGAUUAUCAACGCAACGAAAUAUUGCCUUGCGGAGCAGAUUGCUGGGAUGUAUCACUACGUUGCCACGACGACCCUCCCAAGCCAACGGAUCGAGUCGACCAAGUGUAACAUUACGUUGGAUCCCAAUGGGAAUUUCACUCGAGCUGGCGGCGACGGAUGGGAGUUCCUCGGCCUCUACCUGGAGCCCUGGUGGCUCUGGCUCCUCAUCCUGGCGGCCAUCAUCAUCCUCAUCCUGAUACUCUGCCUCUGCUGCCUCUGCUGCUGUUGCUGUCGGCAACGCAAGAAGAAAAUCAAGCAACGGAAGGAGGAGGACAGUUCUGAUUUAGAGGCGAUGUUGGCAACAAGACCAGAAGAACUGCCCACCAAAUUGGACGACCCAGUCAUAGAACAGUUGUUCAAGAAGUACAUCAUCAUCAUGGGAGAUGGGAGUCAAACUGAGGAGGAAGAGGUAACCAUCAUGCCUCAGGCUGCCUUCCAUCAUCUCAUCACGAGGAUCUGGCCGGUCGUACCCUACUUGAAACAGGAAGACUUUGAGACAUGCUACCAGAGUCAUUGUACGGAGGGAGAGAAAGGGCUGUCAUUCCAAAGUUUCCACAGCUCCCUGAACGAGCUGAUCAACACCAACGAUUCUCGCCUCCGCGACUCUCUGCCCGCCCGUCGCAGAAAGAACAAGAUAUCGAACUUCCAUACAAAGGAAAAGGUCAUAUUGAUGUUGAAGAUCGUCGUUGACCCGGAGAGGGAUCCUGCUGUCUUCGUCAACGAUCUGAAGUUUGCCGUGUGGGGCCUUGAGAGACUCAACUUCACAAACGGUACCCCGGUGGUCAGGGUGACGACGGAGAAGGUUCUAAACGGCAUCGGCUACGGAAACUUCUGGCUUCUCAACAUCGCACAUCUGACGUGGGACUUGGUGAAAGUCACCAUGAAUGAUGAAACAAGUCAGAAGGAGCGCUGGAAGUGUGAUUGCGACUCUCUCCAAGGUUCCUUCGACCAGCAGAGAUGGUUCUACAUUCACAUUUUAUACGAAGUCAUGGAAUUCUUGAAUUUCGCCAAACGUACCGAGUUGUACCGCUCGCCGAAGGUCGAGAAGUAUAUCAACGAUUUGAAGAAUAUUUUGGAGGAAGAUAACAGGCAUUUGACACACAGUGGGUUUGGCGAACCGAAGAGAGUGCGCAAGCAGGUCUACGAGCGAAUGGCAAAUCGGAUUAACCAGAAGUUCUUCAGGAGAUACAUGUGGAAAGCCAAAGUCGCUGCCUAGCUUGGAUGAUGUAUCCCUGAAAUGUGUUGCCUGUUGGAGGUGGUGGAGAGGGGUCUAUUAAGGCAAGAAAUGUCACACGAUUCUGGUUUCCUUUUACCAUUGGUGAACAAUACAUGGAGGCAGUACAACAUAGAUAACAUUACUAUUUUACAAUUGGCACAUUUGCCGGUGUCAGUGACUCAAAAUGAUUGACAAGAAUGUUGGGAAAUAGGCUGAUUUGAGUUUAUUGAUUCUCACUGGAAGAGCAUUUCAGAAUCAAAGUGAGAAGUUAAACUUUAGCAAAACGUGUAAAACUUUCUGCCUUUAUCGAUCGCGUGAAUUAUUCUUUAGCAUGAGCUAAGUGGCAUUUAUAUACACCAGCAUAAUACCCGUGGCGCGGGUUGUUUUAGGGUGUUAGCUUACUGUGGGGUUUCUAUAUUGACAUCGUAUGUGUUUUUUCAUUUUUACUUGUUUACAUUUUAUAGGCCUAGACCAUGUGACUGUUAGCUGUACGCUUGUUGUUAUGUCAUAGGGCCAUUUUAUCUACUCUUGCACAUGAUAUUCAUAAUAUUCAUAAUCAAAUCUUCAUAUCUAAGCUCAUAUUGUCAUUGUUUUAUUUCAAAUUUACCGUUGUUUAUAACAAGAAUUCAUAAAGAAUUGGUCUUUAUUUAUUCUGUUUAUAGUAAGCUAAGUUGUUAUGAGUAAAUUUUAUUUCAAUAAAUGAAGAGUUUAUCAGUGUUUUUGUUGAGUAAAUGGACAUGUUGUAAUAUUUCACUCUUAGUUGAUGUAUCAAAUACACAUUUAUUGUCUCGUAUUCUUAUCCGUAUAUUCAGUAAAAAAGCAUAAAUCAGUAGAUUAGGUAAAACAAGCAUUCUUUUAAUCGAUGCUUGACUAAAAUGUAUAUGUGUUUGGUAUUGUGAAGCUGUUGUAAAAUGUUAUUUAGAAUUUUGUAAUCUGUAAACAACGACAGUUUUGUGAAUCGAGGUUAUUCUAAAAUCUGUGAAAAGAAAGUUGUGUAUUUACAGCAAUUCUUACUGCAAGCUUGUCAUUUUAUGCAUUUGAGGGAAAUUACCGCAUUUAGUAUAGCGCUCGCUGAAUACAUGUACCGAGAAGUUUGGGCUGUGCAUUCUGCCCCUAUUUGCUUUUUAGACAAAGACACUUUUUGCCCUGUCUCAUAUCAAGUCACUUGUUGCCUGUUUGUUAUCUCUCUGAUAAGGAGCUCCCUCGUCAAAAAUAGCUCGACUCGUAUUGGUAUUGUGGUGUUGUCAUGGUAACUUUGUAGCAUCAUUGUAAAUCUUGAUGUUUUUAUGGAACACUGCUAUCAAAGGGUUGUCUGUGUAGCUAACUGCGUUGUACAUAGGCAAAGUUUUCCGUCACAGAAUCUAUGAUGGCCAAAAGUAGAAUGUACUGUUCGCCUGAAGAGUCACACGGCUGCAGGACAUGAUGAUGAUGACAAAUAUAGAUUCUGUGAUUGCUCAUCAUAACUUAUUCCAUCAUUUAGAAUCUACUGUGAGUCCUUGGUAGUUGUUCCAUUGUUCCAUCAUCAAUUCUUUGCCUCCCCAUUUGGAAACUUUUGUCCUUGGCAGAUGAGCAAACGUUACCUUUGUACUGCGCAGUAAUCUUGUCUGUAAAUCUAUCAUGGGUGUUUCUGUUAUGUUGUCAUGUUCGUAUCAAUCCCUGUUGUACCUUUUACAAAACAUUUCAGAGCCAUAGUAGAAAUAGACUCAUAUUUGGGUGUCCACAGUCACUAAACAAGGUUUGAAGUCCUUCAGCAUUUAAAAAGCGGAAAAUAUGCAAGGACUGAUUUUGUUUGGGCAACACAAGAGUAACCUGUCAGUUACCUCGAGAUUUAGUGCACAUGAUGUCAUAUUGUCUAGGUUACCAGAUGGACACAGCUUAUUUUAGUAAGAUUACCAAUAGGUGCACUGUUGGCUGUUUUUCUUGUGAUGCAGCACCCAGGGCUCCAACAGAACGAUCGUGCGGCAAGUUGAAAAGCCAUGAACUGGGGAACUCCUUCUCCAGGUGAAUAUUGAAUCUCAUAAUCAAUACUCUGUCUACAUCAAUUGAAAUCAUUUUUGAACAACUUUACCCAUGUUACUCCCAAUGUUUAAUAAAUCUCACUUUUCUGAA
Molecule: messenger RNA, 4957 nt
Organism: Lineus longissimus
Lineage: Eukaryota; Metazoa; Nemertea; Pilidiophora; Heteronemertea; Lineidae
Exons: 15
Coding region: 128-2848 (906 amino acids)
Biological process (GO): dendrite self-avoidance; axon guidance; homophilic cell-cell adhesion
Cellular component (GO): plasma membrane; axon
Molecular function (GO): cell-cell adhesion mediator activity
Source: RefSeq, a predicted model, not a curated record